CGUGUCAAGGUGCGUUUACAGAGCCGUACCGGCGCACCUGCGGCUCACCUGACACCGUCACCUCUGCCUACGUCACGGUCCCGGAAGAAACAACACGCGUUUCUUUUCUCCCGAGCGCGAACAGUUCGCGGCGGAUUAACGAGCUUACCGGCGGUUUUACCGACGCUGCGGCGACUGGUUUCUCCUCACGGAGGGACGUGAACGGCGGAAACAGCAACCACAGCAACGACCGGUGAUAUUUUUCCGUCUUUGUCUUCUUCGGUUUUGGAAGUGACUGCUAACGUUAGCUAGCUAACCCAGGAUGAACGGCGGCGGCAGCUCGGCCCGCAGCCGCUGCGGACGCUUUCUGUCCGCCGCAUAGCAUCACAACAGCCUCGGUGCUAACCUCAGACGAAUCUUGGACCUUGGAUCUUGUUUGUCCCGGUUCUGAACACCGAGUCCCAAAGUUCUGGACCGCAGGAGACCUUCCUGGGUUAUUCGUCCUGAGGGAUGUGGACCUCAGGAUUCAGUCACAGGAGACACUGAACACUGACCUGCAUCAGAGAAACCACACUUUUCAAACUAAAACACGUUUAUUCGCUAAACUUUUCUUCUGACCGUCGCCUCCGCAUGUGUCGGACUAACGGAGACCUUGGUGGAUAAUUCGGCCUCCGGUAAAAUCCUCCUGAACGAUGGGGACUCAGGGACCGGGCAGGAAGAGGAUCCCGAACCGGGAGAAGCUGACCGCCGAGGAUGAUGCUCUCAACCAGAUCGCACGAGAGGCGGAGGCGAGGCUGGUGGCAAAGCGAGCAGCAAGAGCCGAGGCCCGAGAGAUCAGGAUGAAGGAGCUGGAGAGACAACAGAAGGAGCUGUUUCACAGCCACAAGAAGUAUUAUGGUCUGGAUAAUAAGUGGGGUCACAUUGAGCAGUGGAUGGAGGACAGUGAGCGAUACUCUCGCCACACACGGAGACACGCUUCGGUGUCCGAUGACGAGGAGAGGAUGUCUGUGGGGAGUCGAGGCAGCCUCAGGGUGGAGGAGAGACCUGACAGAGACUUCCUGGAUAAAGGUUCGAGGACGGCCUCCACUCUGUCGGCCGCCACGCUCGCCUCUCUGGGCGGAGCUUCAUCUCGCAGAGGGAGCUGUGACACGUCAUUUUCCGUGGAAACAGAGGCGUCCAUCAGAGACAUCAAGGAGUCCCUGGCGGAGGCGGAGGAGAAAUACCGUAAAGCGAUGGUUUCUAACGCUCAGCUUCACAACGAGAAGUUGACUCUGAUGUAUCAGGUGGAAACUCUGAGGGAGGAGCUGAGCGACAUGGAGGAGCUGCUGUGGGAGACACGCCGUCGCUGUGACGACACCACGAAGGAGUUUGAGCGCGAGCGUCAGGCGCACAGUGUCGUACAGUUCCAGUUCAAAGAGAUGAAGGAAACUCUGAGGCAGACGGAGGAGCUGCUGACGGAGGUGUCUGACCUGCGGCUGAAGAGCAGCAGUUUCCGUCAGGAGGUGUGUGACCUGCAGGAAGCUCUGCAGUGGAAGGAGAAGAAGAUCUCGAAACACGGUGUCGUCGUCUCACCUGAAAUCACGACCAAUGGGGAGACGGGACAGGGCGAGGCAGAGGACGACGUCAGCGAGGAAUCUGGCUCCCGAUUGGCCCGGGGGGCGUCCCAGGGUGGAAGAGAGAGCAUGCUCGAGCUGCGUCUGAAGAAGGUGUUUGAAGACAGAGAGAGUUUACAGGAUCAGGUCAGGCUGCUCCAGUCUCAGCUGGAUCAGAGACAGAAGAACGGGACAGACGGAGUCCAGAAUCCAGAGGAGGAUGGUCUGGAGAACGGGAUGGACUCUCAUCUCUUGGACCUGCAAAGAGACGCCAACAGACACAUCAGCGAUCUGAAGUUCAAACUGGUGAAGUCUGAACAGGAAGUCACGGCUCUGGAGCAAAACAUAAUCCGUCUGGAAGGUCAGGUGACCCGCUACAAGCUGGCGUCGGAGAACGCAGAGAAGACCGAAGACGAGCUGAAGGUGGAGAAGAGAAAACUGCAGAGAGAGCUCCGCUCGGCUCUGGACCGGAUCGAGGAGCUGGAGGCCAGUAACAGCCACCUGUCCAAACGCCUGGAGAAGAUGAAGGCCAACCGGAGCACCCUGCUGGCCCAGCAGUGACGGGUGGAGCCAGCUGAGGAGGGAGAAGAGACUCCAUCCGCCUCCUGAGCUGAGAAGAAGCCAAAACCAGAUUCUGAUGUGUGAACGCAGGAGAAAGAUCAACCAACCAAUCAAUCAGUCGGUCAGUCGAUUGAUCGUCGGGGGGACAUCACGUGUUUCCAUCAUUACCAAAAAUGUGACUUUGAAUAGAAACAUUUGCACGACGCCGGGGCGAGUUGAGGAGGACCAUGGGAAAUGAUCGACAGCUGCUGAACAGAUCUUGAGGUGAAGAGUGUAACUUGGUCUGAAGAUUGAAAGUGGAAUCUGUACAGGCCCAACGCUGUCCUGAUGUGGUAAGCUCCACCCGCCCGGCCGUCCAUGUGUGCAAAAGCAAACUCUACAUCUGCCUCAUCAACAUUCAGCUUAUCCGUCUGUAUAAUGUGUGGCACUGCCUGUUGUCCAACACUUGGGGACGCUGCCUCCCUCUGGGACGAGAGACGGGUUGGAACCGGAUCAGCUGAUAAGUUGGUUUGCUCCUUCUCUUCUGUGCUGGGUGUCUCUCCUGGAGACAGACUCCCCGUCGCUCCUGCUGCUGUUGACACGUGUUUUCAUGAAGAGUUUAACACAACAUGAGGUGAAGUUGAAUUUAUUACAGCACAGAACGACAGAGGAAACAGGACGAGCUGCUCACACAGCUACACAGCGCUCAGCCCCACUCACCAGGUUUUUAUUUACUCCUGCAGGUGACAGUGGAGGGCGUGGCUUCGUAUGUUUGUAUAUAUGGAAUAGGUGGAGACACACCUGGUACACCUGGAUCAGGAAUAUUCCAGAUGAUCUCACGUCUUCAUCUUUUCUCGGGAUGUAAAAUCACCAGCUUGUAAAUGUCUGAAUAUUCAUGUCUGUAACCAAUUAUUGCUGAAUGAAUGAAUGAACGAACAAAUGAAUGAAUAAAUCAAAGAAUGAAUGUGUUCACAUU
Molecule: messenger RNA, 3087 nt
Organism: Toxotes jaculatrix (banded archerfish)
Lineage: Eukaryota; Metazoa; Chordata; Actinopteri; Toxotidae
Gene: lrrfip1b
Product: leucine rich repeat (in FLII) interacting protein 1b
Exons: 17
Coding region: 672-2132 (486 amino acids)
Biological process (GO): regulation of transcription by RNA polymerase II
Molecular function (GO): DNA-binding transcription factor activity, RNA polymerase II-specific; RNA polymerase II cis-regulatory region sequence-specific DNA binding
Source: RefSeq, a predicted model, not a curated record